Alosa alosa (allis shad) is the source of this 2797-nucleotide messenger RNA. It is a transcript of the gene pomt1, whose product is annotated as protein-O-mannosyltransferase 1. Gene Ontology annotation, biological process: protein O-linked glycosylation via mannose. Gene Ontology annotation, cellular component: endoplasmic reticulum; membrane. The coding region runs from base 204 to 2372 and encodes 722 amino acids. The record is from RefSeq and is a predicted model, not a curated record. The transcript is spliced from 19 exons. Gene Ontology annotation, molecular function: dolichyl-phosphate-mannose-protein mannosyltransferase activity. NCBI's taxonomy places the organism in Eukaryota, Metazoa, Chordata, Actinopteri, Clupeiformes, Clupeidae.
CUGACUCCACACACAACACACCAAUUGGAAAUAGAAUUUGUGGCAAGAACCAGUUUGGCUUGUAGCGAGCAUUAAUCAGCAUCGUUCGAAUGUUUAAAUUAGACCGUUCCUUUAGUUUUUUCGCUAAUGCUUGCAGAUGGCCACAUGAGCUGCCGCCAGUAGUUUAUUUCUCACAUUAUCCUUAGCACAAACGUAACAUUAUAAUGCUCAGUUCUCAUAAGAUACCGGUAACAGUCAAAGUCGAGAUCAAUGUUUUACUGCUACUUGUUACUCUUCUCGGACUGCUGACCAGGCUGUACGGGAUUCAGUUUCCAAGAGCUGUUGUGUUUGAUGAGGUUUAUUAUGGACAGUUUGUAUCUCUCUAUAUGAAACAAGUAUUUUUCGUUGACGAGAGUGGACCACCAUUUGGCCAUAUGAUACUUGCGCUUGGAGCCUAUCUGGGAGGAUUUGAUGGCAACUUUGUCUGGAACAGAAUAGGAGCAGAAUACUCCAAUAACGUACCUGUUUGGAGCCUCAGAGUAAUUCCGGCCCUAUCAGGCGCUUUGUGUGUGCCACUGGGGUAUCUGUUGAUGCAAGAGUUGGGUUAUUCCCAUCUUGUUGCUUUAAUGGCAUCAGUGCUUCUCUUGCUUGAGAACUCACUGAUUGUCCAGUCUCGCUUCAUGUUAUUGGAGUCUAUUCUCAUUUUUUUCCUGCUGCUUGCUGUGGUUUCCUAUCUCCGUUAUUGUAAAGCUCCAAAUGAUUCAUCAGUCAGGUGGGUAUGGCUGGCACUGUCGGGUGUGGCAAGUUCUUGUGCUAUCGGAGUGAAAUACAUGGGUCUGUUCACCUACCUGCUGCUUUUGGGCUUGGCAACUGUUCAUGUCUGGAAGCUCAUAGGAGACAAGUCUUUAAACAUGGCCGUGGUUGUGAAGCAGGUUGUUGCACAGUUUUUUGCCCUGAUUGUGCUGCCAGUGGUCCUCUACCUGGUUUUCUUCUACGCCCAUCUAAGCAUUCUCUAUCACAGUGGGCCACAUGACCAGAUGAUGAGCAGUGCUUUUCAGGCCAGUCUGGAGGGUGGGCUAGCGAGAAUCACAAAGGGUCAGCCUCUGGAGGUGGCAUAUGGCUCUCAGGUGACCCUCCGCAGUAUCUCCAGCAAACCUGUUCCAUGCUGGCUACAUUCUCACAAGGCGAAUUACCCUAUAAGGUAUGAAAAUGGUCGUGGCAGUUCACAUCAACAGCAGGUAACUUGUUACCCUUUUAAAGAUGUCAACAACUGGUGGAUAAUCAAAGAUCCAAGAAGACAAGACCUGGUGGUUAGUAGUCCUCCCAGAGUGGUCCAUCAUGGAGAUGUCAUUCAGCUUCUUCAUGGAAUGACCUCACGUUUCCUCAAUACGCAUGAUGUUGCUGCUCCCAUGAGUCCUCACUCACAGGAGGUGUCAUGUUACAUUGACUUCAAUGUGUCCAUGCCGGUUCAGAAUCUUUGGAGAGUGGAUAUACUAAACAGAGAGUCCGAGAGAGAGAGCUGGAAAACUAUUUUGUCAGAAGUGCGAUUGGUCCAUGUUAACACAUCAGCUGUGCUGAAGCUUAGUGGAACCUCUUUGCCAGACUGGGGGUUCAGGCAGCUGGAGGUGAUUGGCGAUAAAGUCUAUAAGGGCUACCAACAGACUGGCAUGUGGAAUGUUGAGGAGCAUCGCUAUGGAAGGAGUCAUGAACAGAAAGAGAGGGAACUGGAACUCAAUUCUCCCACUCAUAUCGACAUCAGCUGCAACCUCAGCUUCAUCGCCAGGUUUUUAGAACUCCAGUGGCGAAUGCUGUCUGUGAAAGCUGAGGAGUCUGAACACAAGUAUAGCUCUUCACCUGUAGAAUGGAUCACCAUGGAUACCAACAUUGCAUAUUGGCUUCAUCCUUCAAACAAUGCUCAGAUUCACCUCAUUGGAAACUUUGUAACUUGGACAUUGGCAAACAUUGCAUUGGCUGUGUAUUGUCUGUUGUUCUUGGCAUAUCUCUUGAGGAGACGCAGAAAAAUACAAGAUAUUCCUGAAGCAAGCUGGGCUCAGAUGGUCCAGGCUGGAGCUGUGUGUGCCGGAGGCUGGGCUGUGAACUACCUCCCUUUCUUCACAAUGGAGAAAACACUUUUUCUUUACCACUACCUGCCAGCGCUCACCUUCCAGAUCUUACUCGUCCCAGUUGUCCUGGAACACGUUCACUCUCAUAUCCUCAGGUCCCCAUCACAACGUUGGGCAUUUGGUGGGGUUGUUUUGGCAGCUUUGUCUGCAGUGUUACUGGCCUACCACACCAUCUCCCCCUUUACCUACGGCCAUGUUGAGAUGACUUCUGAUCAGUUGGCCAUGCUGCGCUGGAAAGAGAGCUGGGAUAUUCUGCUGCGCAAACAUUAACACUCAUCUAAUGUUGUCCUUCAUUGGAAUGGUACAGAGUUGUCAUGACAGAAAGUACACUUGAUAGAGUACAAUUUUAACCAAAAAAGUUUUGUUGUAACAAAUGGACAAAUGUGUUUGAAGGGAGACUUAUUUAUAAAAUACCAAGCUUGUCUCUUCAGAGAGAGAGAGAGAGCGCGAGAGCAUUUGGGAAUGAGUAAGGGAAUGACUUAUCAAAAGGUAAUAUGCAACCUAUAUAUAUAUAUAUAUAAUAUAAUUGCAGUGGGACAUUAGAGCUCAUCUGGUCCCAAUUCCAAGGCUGUGAAAUGGUCUCUUAUUUAAUCUUGCUGUAUGAGCCUAAAUGGGUUGACUGGGUCUUAUUUUUUGUGUUUGUACUGUUUUAUGGUUCUUAAUAAAUAAAUAAAAAAGACAAGGAGAGCUGAUAA